Molecule: messenger RNA, 5035 nt
Organism: Chelonoidis abingdonii (Abingdon island giant tortoise)
Lineage: Eukaryota; Metazoa; Chordata; Testudines; Testudinidae
Source: RefSeq, a predicted model, not a curated record
UUAGAUCUGUUUUGUAAUAUCGGUUUAAGCUAAUUCGAAAUAAUCGUGCAGUGUAGACGUACCCUUAGACAUCUUCCCACAAACAGACUAAGUCCAACACCUUUGAGUGGUCUCUCACAGCUGCCACUGUUACAAGACAGUGAAUUUAAAAGAAUCUCUUAACUGGCAGUGCAUUAACCUCCAUGCUUGCCAGGAAGACCAUUCAGUCAAACAGCUUUACCAUGGUUAAGGGUCAUCUGCAGCAUAUUUCUCUUUCUCUUCAUAAUCUGUAGAGAAAAAAUGCAGGCACUGCCAGUUAUAGCUCAGGUAGAAGCCCAGUUUGCUCCUAAGCAGCAGACCUCGGCUUGGGAGUGACUUUUGCACUGUAGAUUGUAGACACAAACUGUUGGUUGUAGAAAUGACAUUUCCAGCCAUUCUACAGGGAGUGCUACUGAAGAGUGAUCUUGUAGUGCUCUAAUUUAAGAAUAGCAAGUUGAUGUCUCUAGCAGAGUUUUUACCUACAGCACACAAUGUGGAUUUCAGUUUGUGCUAGUCAUCGCCAAGGCUAUCUAGCCUCCAGGGAGCUGCUGCUGAAAUGAAAUGUAAUAGCCUCCGGGGUGCUUUUUAUUUCACAUCACAAAUUACAUUAAUAAAAAAGAGUGUUUGAACAUAAACAGAGUCCCUCCAUUGACUUCAGUGGGAGCUGGAUCAUGUCUGUUAGGUUGGAAUCAGGUCUUCAAACACAAAACAUGCAUCCAGGAAACAAAAUCUCUUAUUUAGGCUGCAUACUGCUGAACCUGUGUGAUCCUGUACAGUCCAGCACCAGCUGGCCCAUAGCAGCUGCUUCAGGAAGUGUCUAAAUUGGGGAUGAGUGAUUGAUCUCUGUUCACCUGGGCUGGGAUGGAGAGAGGAAAGCUUUUUUUGUAUCUGAUGAAGUGGGUUUUAGGCCACAAAAGCUUAUGCCCAAAUAAAUUUGUCAGUCUCUAAGGUGCCACAAGUACUCCUGUUCUUUUUUCUGAGACUGUAAUUCUCCUCCUGCCUUUGCUCUGGCUUGUACAUGGCCUUGGCCUGGAUAGUUGUUUUUUUUUUCUUUUUUUUUGAAAAACAAAAACAACAACCUAGGGCUUUAAUAUGUAAGGAGAAGAUACUAGCCUCCUCUCUGGAUGUCAGUAGUGCUCCAUUGUCUUAACUCUGUUGUUGUCCUAGGGCUUGAUUUUCAGAGGUCCUGAACCUCAGGAGCUCCCAUUAACUUCAGUUGAAGUUGUAGAUGCUUAGGCCUGCUAAGGCCCUAUGUCUUGCCAUGGAUUUCCUGAUUUCAAAAUCCCCCAUAAGCAGGAAGCUGGACAAAUGGCCUCAGUUACGCAAUAGGCCAAAGAGCUUGUGUGGAAGGGUCCUCCGUGGGCUGGAUGUCCUAGUGGUUAGUGCCCAUUCAGCUGGUAGGGGAUAGUAGGGGAGCCUCAGCCCACCCACUCCACUGGGCUCAUCCCAGGACCCUAGGAGGGUCAGUGGCACAGAACCCUGAGGAGGGUUGUGGACCCUUUUGUGUUACCUUCCCUGGGUUGCUUCCUAAUUCUGCUUUCUACGCUUCCAGUCCCAGAUAAGGAGAAAGAAAAUAGAAAAGGGAAACCAAACUGUUUGCUCCAACCGGGCUCAGCACACAGGCUCCUGCAAAAGAUUACAUUUGGAUUUUCUGAAAAACAGAGACUUUUUUCACCAUGAUUGCAAGAAAAGACUCUUGGGAGAACAGCAGAAUGAGAUCGUUCAAAGCGCCACAUAUCUGCACAGCAUUAUCCUUAGUAAUGCUGUUCCUAUCAGUCACUGGAACGUCAAAGCAAAAUAUCCCAAGACUUAAACUUUCCUACAAAGACUUGCUGCUUUCAAACAGCUGUAUCCCAUUCCUGGGCUCAGCGGAGGGGUUUGAUUUUCGGACCCUGCUGCUAGAUGAGGAGAGGGGCCGGCUGCUAAUCGGCGCUAAAGACCACAUCUUUCUGCUCAGCUUGGUUGAUUUAAACAAAAAUGUAAAAAAGAUUUACUGGCCUGCAGCAAAAGAGAAGAUGGAAGUAUGCAAACUAGCUGGGAAAGAUGUGCAGACAGAAUGUGCAAAUUUUAUCAGGGUUCUUCAACCCUACAACCGGACCCAUGUUUAUGUCUGUGGCACAGGAGCCUUCCACCCUAUCUGUGGAUACAUUGAGCUUGGAAUACACAAAGAGGCAGGAACGCGUCUGCACCAUGUAGCCAGCCUGGUCAGCUGGGCAGCUGCACACAACAAUGGAGAGCUGGAAACAGUAUUCAGACUAGACACUCAGAACCUGGAGCCUGGCAGGUUGAAAUGUCCUUUUGAUCCUCAUCAGCCGUUUGCUUCAGUAAUGACAGAUGACUACCUCUAUGCUGGAACAGCUUCUGAUUUCCUUGGCAAAGAUACAGCUUUAACACGUUCUCUGGGCCCUUCUCACGACCACCAUUACAUCAGAACUGACAUUUCCGAACAUUACUGGCUGAACGGAGCAAAAUUUAUUGGAACCUACUCCAUCCCGGACACAAAUAACCCAGACGACGACAAAAUUUAUUUCUUUUUCCGAGAAAUAUCGCAAGAUAGCAGCACGUCUGACAAAGCGAUCCUUUCCCGAGUUGGAAGAAUUUGUAAGAAUGAUAUGGGAGGUCAACGGAGCCUAAUAAACAAAUGGACAACUUUCCUGAAAGCAAGACUGGUGUGCUCGAUACCUGGCCCUGAGGGGGCAGACACAUACUUUGAUGAGCUACAAGAUAUAUUCUUACUUUCCACAAGAGAUGAGAGAAACCCUCUAGUAUAUGGAGUCUUCACUACUACAAGCUCUGUAUUCAAGGGCUCUGCGGUUUGUGUAUACAGCAUGGCUGAUAUGAGAGCUGUUUUCAAUGGCCCUUACGCUCACAAAGAAAGUGUGGAUCAUCGAUGGGUACAAUAUGAAGGACGUAUCCCAUACCCCCGGCCUGGUACAUGCCCGAGCAAAACUUAUGACCCGUUGAUUAAAUCUACCAGAGAUUUUCCAGAUGAUGUCAUUAGUUUUAUAAAACGCCAUCCAUUGAUGUACAAGUCAGUUUACCCGGUGACUGGAGGACCUGUAUUUACUAGAAUCAAUGUGGACUACAGGCUGACGCAGAUUGUGGUGGAUCAUGUCAUGGCAGAAGAUGGGCAGUAUGAUGUUAUAUUCCUAGGCACAGACACAGGAACGGUACUGAAAGUUGUGAGUAUUACAAAGGAGAAGUGGACUAUGGAGGAGGUAGUCCUGGAAGAACUGCAGAUUUUCAAGCAUCCAACAUUUAUCUCAACUAUGGAAAUGUCCCUGAAGCAGCAACAAUUGUACAUUGGUUCCAAAGAUGGAUUGGUUCAGCUUUCCCUGCACAGAUGUCACACGUAUGGGAAGGCUUGUGCAGACUGCUGCCUUGCCAGAGACCCAUACUGCGCUUGGGAUGGAAACUCGUGUUCCAGAUAUGCACCAACUUCUAAAAGGCGAGCCAGGAGGCAAGAUGUCAGAUAUGGAGACCCAGUCGCUCAGUGCUGGGAUGUGGAAGAAAGCAUUAGUCAUGAAACUACUGAUGAAAAGGUGAUUUUUGGCAUUGAAUUUAAUUCAACUUUUCUGGAAUGCAUUCCUAAGUCCCAGCAAGCCUCGAUUAGGUGGUAUAUUCAACGCUCUGGAGAAGAACACCAAGAGCUGAAGGCUGACGAGAGGAUCAUCAAAACGGAAUACGGGUUGCUGAUCCGCAGCCUGCAAAGAAAGGACACAGGGGCAUAUUACUGCAAAGCACAGGAGCACACGUUCAUUCACACCAUCGUGAAGUUAAAUUUGAAUGUCAUAGAGAACGGGCACAUGGAAAGCACUCAGAAAACGGAGGAUGAAGAGGAACGGGGGAGAGAUUUGCUUACUGAGUCGCGGCUGAGGUACAAGGAUUACAUCCAACUCGUCAGCAGCCCCAGCUUCAGCCUGGAUGAGUAUUGUGAACAGAUGUGGCACCGAGAGAAGCGGCGGCAGCGAAACAAAGGUGGGGCAAAAUGGAAGCACAUGCAGGAGAUGAAGAAAAAGCGAAAUCGAAGGCACCAUGAACCUGUCAGCAGCCCACAUGCCAGGCCUACAUCUACGUAGCUUUUAUAUUCUAUUUAAAGAAAGGACAUUUAACAUGCAAAAAUACUGUGUUCUGUUUUGUACAUCCUUCCUAUUAAUUAAUAUUGCUUCACACUGAGAUUAGAUAAUGCACAGUCAUUAUUGGUCUGUACAGGACUGCACUGUAAUACUGGAAUAUUAUAGCAAAUGAUAAAUUCCUUAUUUGAGUACCGCAUUCAAGGCAAUAAUUCCAAAUCUGAUUUUUUUCCCAGAAGUUGAGAUUUUGUAGCUAACAGUGAGAAGCUGAUUCAUGAUAUAUGUCAUGUUGGUGUUCCACGGCUUCCCUGACAUAAUUUUUAUAUGAGAUUUAAAGUCUAUGUUACAGUGCAUUAUUAAUUGACUGCUACAUUCCACCCCAGAGAUGGCUGCAGUUCAGGGAUAUGUGCAUGUAUUUGCAAAAGUGCUUUGGGAUCUUGUAAGGAUGAUACAGGCCAUUUUGAGGAUGAUACAGGCCAUAUGGAUACAGGCCAUUUUGUGACAGAUCUGCAAAACUAUACUAAAUUACCCAUUGGACAUAUAUUUAGGUAUAUGGGUGGCAUUUGCUAACACAGAGAAGCAAAGCAAAAAUUCAAAUUAAAUAUAAGCUUAGAAGUAACACUCAUUUUCCUCUUUAAAAAAUGUAAUCACAUUUUAAGAGGAGAUGUAGAGCUUUAUUCAUUAGGGCAUAAGCAACCUCUAGUUUGCAGUCCAUCUGCUGAAAUGAAAUAUUGACUCAAUUGAAACUGCUAGCAAGGUACUCGAGAGUAAAUUUCGUAAGAAGCACCUGGGAGGUACAUGCACAAACCCUAUUAACAAAUAAUGGGAUUUCUGCCUUCACCUCUAUUGUCUCGCUGAAGAUUUUACCCUGAAUGUCUCCACUCACCUCUACAACUCUAAUCCCCGGCUGGCUUCAUUUUCUGGAGUGUGGUUAGUUUGUUGUA